Molecule: messenger RNA, 895 nt
Organism: Ziziphus jujuba (common jujube)
Lineage: Eukaryota; Viridiplantae; Streptophyta; Magnoliopsida; Rosales; Rhamnaceae
Product: homeobox-leucine zipper protein ATHB-40
Exons: 3
Coding region: 83-730 (215 amino acids)
Biological process (GO): positive regulation of DNA-templated transcription
Cellular component (GO): nucleus
Molecular function (GO): DNA-binding transcription factor activity, RNA polymerase II-specific; sequence-specific DNA binding
Source: RefSeq, a predicted model, not a curated record
UAAGUCAUUCACUCGGGUCUCAUAACACUCCCUUUGGAAAGAGAAAGAUAAGGAAAGCGAGAGAAAUAGAGAGAGAGAGAGGAUGACAACCUCCAUGACGAACCGAGUUGAAGAUGAUUUGGCACUCAUCUCUCAGCUCUACCCUGCUGGUGUUUACUCCCAGAUGGUACCCCAGCAAGCGGAGUCAUCAAAACCGAGACGACGUCGUAAGAAGAACAAAGGUGGAGAAGCCGGAGGUGGUGGGUUGAAAAAGAGAAAGCUAAGCACGGAGCAAGUGAAUCUUCUGGAGCUGAAUUUCGGAAGCGAACAUAAAUUGGAAUCCGAAAGGAAAGACCGGCUCGCUUCGGAACUGGGCCUGGAUCCUAGACAGGUCGCAGUUUGGUUUCAGAACCGAAGGGCUCGCUGGAAGAACAAGAAAUUGGAGGAGGAGUACUCCACCUUAAAGAAAGCACAUGAUGCUGUUAUAGUUGAGAAAUGCAGUCUUGAAUCCGAGGUGCUAAAGCUCAAGGAGCAACUCUCAGAGGCCGAGAAGGACAUCCAACGGCUCUCGGAACGUCGUGUCGAUAGCGGCUCGAGCAACAGCCCUAGCUCCUCAUUGUCAAUGGAAGCCAUAGAUCCUCCAUUUUUAGGCGGAUAUGGAUUAGAAGGAUAUGAUGACGACGUUUUCUACACUCAGGAGAACAAUUACAUUCAUGGGAUUGAAUGGAUGACCAUGAACUUAUAUAUGUAGACUAAAAGUAUAUUAGUGUCUUGUAGAUAGUCACAACCUAAUGUAAAUUUUUAUUGUUUCCUGUCUCUAUUUAGUACUAGCUAGCUUUUAGUGUGUUUGACUAGAACGAUCUCAAAAUGUUAUUAUUAGUUUAAUAAACUAGCUUUCUGACCGGAAACUAUUACA